AUGAAUAGCACAUCGACUCUCGCUCUGGUGAACGGUGGAAAGGGUGGCAUGGUGUACAUGUACAUUGCCACCUUCAUCGGUUUCUUCUGCUCGGUCAUCUCUAUGGCUGAGAUCGCUUCAAUUUCUCCAACAUCUGGAGGCCAAUAUCACUGGGUCUCUGAAUUUGCAAGUCCCAGGUACCAGAAGUUCCUGAGUUACAUCACCGGCUGGCUUUCUGUGCUGGGAUGGCAGGGCGGCUUUGCCAGUAUCUGUUUUCUUUGCGGUACUCUCAUCCAGGGGUUCCUCCAGUUGAACUAUGGUGAUUCAUACACCCCUGAGAGAUGGCAUGGAACUCUUCUUACUUUUGCCAUUGCAUUUAUUGCUACCUUCGUCAACACCUACGCCGCCAGUCACCUUCCCAGCUUGGAAGGGCUGAUUCUCAUUCUCCAUAUAUUUGGAUUCUUUGCUACCAUGAUCACUCUCUGGGUUAUGGGAGAGAAGUCCCCAUCAAAGGAAGUCUUCACCGAGUUCACCAAUUUUGGCGGCUGGUCUACUGUUGGCGUCGCCGUGCUUGUUGGCCAGAUUAGUCCCAUUUUCUCCUUCUUGGGUCCUGACGGUGCUACUCAUAUUGCUGAGGAAAUCAAGGAUGCCUCCAAAGUCGUUCCAUGGUGCAUGAUAUUCACUGCCAUCAUCAACGGCAGUCUUGGUUUCGUGAUGUUGAUCACCUUCCUCUUCACCAUGGGCCCAGUGGACGACUCUAUACUCAUGCCUCCAUCUGGUUUCUCCUUCCUCUCGGCUUACCUCUAUGCCACAGGCUCUAAGAGCGCAACUACUGGCCUGGCAUGCAUCAUCCUUAUCCUUGAAGUCUGCAGCGCGAUCAGUAUUCUCGCCACUUGCUCUCGCCAGGCUUUCGCCUUCGCCCGAGACAACGCCCUUCCUUUCUCCGAGUUUUUCUCGAACGUUAACCCGACAUCCAAAAUCCCAGUCAACGCUGUCCUGGCUACCACUCUCAUCACUAUUCUUCUAUCACUAAUCAACAUUGGCUCCACUGCCGCGUUCAACGCCAUCGCCUCCAUCACAGUUGGGUCUCUCUAUGCCUCCUACGUGUUGAGUAUUGUCUGUUUCAUGUACCGCCGACGGUGUGCGGAGCCAUUGCCCGCACGACGAUUCUCCCUUGGAAGCUGGGGAAUGGGAAUCAACUUUUUCUCCGCCCUCUACCUCUCCUUCGCUUUCGUCUUCACUUUCUUCCCAAGCACAAAGGUGGUCACCCCCGAGACCAUGAAUUGGUCUUCCCUGGUAUGGGGAGCCGUUAUCCUCUUCGCUAUUGGCCAGUACAUUCUUCACGGAAGAAAGGUGUACGAAGGCCCUGUGGCAUACAUCCGCAAGUCGCAGUAA
Molecule: messenger RNA, 1374 nt
Organism: Trichophyton benhamiae CBS 112371
Lineage: Eukaryota; Fungi; Ascomycota; Eurotiomycetes; Onygenales; Arthrodermataceae
Product: amino acid permease, putative
Exons: 4
Coding region: 1-1374 (457 amino acids)
Biological process (GO): transmembrane transport
Cellular component (GO): membrane
Molecular function (GO): transmembrane transporter activity
Source: RefSeq, a predicted model, not a curated record